Molecule: messenger RNA, 2566 nt
Organism: Frankliniella occidentalis (western flower thrips)
Lineage: Eukaryota; Metazoa; Arthropoda; Insecta; Thysanoptera; Thripidae
Product: ubiquitin-conjugating enzyme E2 Q2
Exons: 8
Coding region: 129-1271 (380 amino acids)
Source: RefSeq, a predicted model, not a curated record
ACCACACACACGACCCCAGUAAAGUCGCCAUUUUCUCUGAGUACAGACGUAGUGUUGAUGUUAAAAUAGUGUUGUUUUUGUCCAAAUAAGCGUGGACUUCGUUAUCUUUAUGUUUGGGUUGUCCUCAAAUGGCUUGCUUGAACACGUUGAAGCAAGAAAUCAAAACACUAGAGUCUGUUUUCCCCAAGAAUCAUGAAAGGUUUCAGAUAGUGGCUGCCAGUGUCGAUGAGUUGAACUGUAGAUUCAUUGGCAAAAAUGGCAAGAAAUACGAAAUUCACGCGAAUAUCACGGAGAAUUAUCCAUCUACUCCCCCAGUGUGGUUUGCCGAUUCAGAGGAAACAAGUGUGACUAAUGCUGUUCAGAUUUUGAGCAAUACAACUGGACGUGAUAAUCAUGUAAUUAACCAAGUUGGUAUUCUUUUACGAGAACUUUGCCGUUUACAUAGCCUUCCAGAGUUAUCAGAUGUAGAUCGGCUGGUUCUGCCUGUGCCACAUAGCAACCACACUGUUGGUGGUGCCUCACCUGCCCCAAGGCCUUCAGAUAGUAUUGAAAGAGACUGUGAUGAUGAUGAGGAAGAAGAUGAAGAAAAUGACAAUGACGAGUUGGAAGAUGAACACUUUGAAAUGGAAGAGGCGGAAAUAGUACAGAAAAACAAAGCCGAUGAUAUGGACAUAGCAAAUUUAGCUCAUUUGGAACGACUAAGAAACAAUCAGCGGCAAGAUUACUUAAAAGGGUCAGUAUCGGGGUCCCUACAAGCUACUGAUCGCUUAAUGAAAGAGCUCAGGGACAUUUACCGUUCAGAUACUUUUAAGAAAGGGAUGUAUAAUAUUGAAUUGGUUAGUGACAGUUUGUAUGAAUGGAAUGUCAGAUUGAUGAGUGUUGAUCCAGACUCUCCACUUCACAAUGAUUUGGUGCUUCUCAAAGAAAAAGAGGGGAAGGAUUCCAUUCUUCUUAACAUGCUAUUCAAGGAAACUUAUCCCUUUGAGCCCCCGUUUGUGCGAGUUGUACAUCCCGUGAUAAGUGGGGGAUAUGUUCUUGUUGGUGGUGCUAUCUGUAUGGAACUCUUGACAAAACAAGGUUGGAGUUCAGCGUACACUGUAGAAGCUGUUAUCAUGCAAAUAGCAGCUACCCUUGUGAAAGGCAAAGCUCGUAUUCAAUUUACUUUACCCAAGAGCCAGUACAGCCUUGCCAAAGCCCAGCAAUCAUUCAAGUCCUUAGUCCAGAUACACGAGAAAAACGGUUGGUUCACACCCCCAAAAGAAGAUGGCUAGUUUAAAGUGUCAGCAAUUGGCACUCCAGUUGCAGAUAAAGACUGAAUGUCACCUCAAGUAUCCGCAUUAUUAAAGGUUGAAAGAAAACUGAUCAUUCUCCUUUUACCGUACAGUACCAUUCAAUUUAUCAAUCAUGCAGUGUUCAUCCUUGGUUAACUUUGUGAAAGUGAAUAGUUCAAAAAGUCAACAAUAUACCUAUUUUUCUAAGUUGCAUUUGUACAGUACUGUAAUUAAAAUGUGGAUGAGCUUUUACUAUGAAAUAUGUAGGGGUGCUUUCAAGAACUUGUUGUAUCUUAUCUUUAUGACGUACUGAAAUUGGACCCGACUUAAAUGCUUUGCUUUGCAAUUGUCUCAAUUACCUGCAUUGAGAGGAGAUGAUCAGUAAACUUUCACCUUCUCUACAGCAAGAAAUCACCACCCUUCAGUGCAGCUCAAUAAGUUGUGACUUACAGUGAAGAUGAAGAAUCAUUGAAACAGGACACCUAUUAGUGUGAAGUGUUUUUGAAUUUUUCUUUCUCCAUUGGCUCUCUGUGAACUUUGUGAUAUUGCUGUAGCCUGUGCGGCAUAUUGUGUGAUCGCUGUAAAGUACAAUAGUUACCAUAGGUUCUACAUGACGGAAUCAAAUCAUCUGUCGGCGCUAACUUGUGUGUGGCAUGAACUUCUUUGGAAAGGACCUCUUAUCACAAGAGCUACUUCACUGAUGCUUUUGUGUACAGUGGUGUCCCAUGUGAAUCUUCAGAACUUCUCCUAUGAUGAACUUAUAAGGUGUUCGAGGGUAGAAGUGUGAUCAGUUAAUUUAGGUGUUCAUCUGUAAAUUCUUUUGCUUUCUGUUGUCAUAUGUGUAUUUUAAUUAUUAUUGUUUGCUGAUUAGGGGCUCUUAUUGAGGUAAAAAAGUCCCCCUACAUUGGCUGUAAUUUACUGACUUGACUUAUGUUAAGAAUGUUGUGACCACCUGUUUGUACAUAUGUUUUGUAUUUCAUGUGGAAGGAAGAAAAGUGCACGGAGCAUCGUAAAACUAUUGCUAUUUAGCUUCUUUCUUCCUCUUCCCCUCCUUACCCUGCCAGUUGCCCAUGAUUGAAUUGGCUUUCUUCUGCAAUUUGUUUAAGUGUUGUUUUAAUUCCAUCAUUUUAAAAGUAUAUAUAUAUAUCUAUUAAACAAACAAAAGUUUAGCACAUAUUGUAUAUUGUUUUAAGUAAUUCAUCCAGUUUAUGUUGCUUUUGUUACACCAGCUCGAGCUGCUGCACUAAACUGAAUAUUGAACCUUUAAAAAAUAAAAAGAUAGUAAAUGUUAGCUA